AUGGCCACCGUGACAAUGCGCGAAUCGCCCGACAUGGCAAAUGGCAGCCCCAACCCACACGUUGCCAACGGAGCGCAACGAGCCCCCGGAAAGCGCAAUCGCAAACAAGUCGAUCCUUCUGAAGCAGCACACUAUGAUAAUGAGACACAAUAUGACAACUCGAAGACACGUCACAAUAGCGGGAGAGAUGCCCAGUCGGGGCAAAUAGGCAGGUCGUUCUCAGCCAGAGCCCGAGACCAGCCCGAGAGCGACUUGAAUUAUAGCACCCAUCAGUCUGCUCUCCUAUCGAGCCCAGAGCUAUCGGAAGAAUCUACAACACCCAGAGGUCUUCCCACAGAGCCAUAUUUUUCCCAACCCAGCGAAGCCAUGCCAGAGAUCCAUGUUUCCUCGCCAACAUCUGCGCCGGGUGUCUCUUCGCCCCCGACACGGUCCAACACCACACGUUCUGUCUCAGCCAGUGACUCGCGACGAGAUUGGGCAUCAGACAGGUCGCCUCUGCAAAAAUUGGAAGUCACUUUGACCGGAAUCAGCAAGGAAGAGAAACGGGCACGAGUACAAGAGGCUGAAAGGAAAGCCCGAGAGCGAAUCGCGCGCAAAAAGGCUGAGCAAGAGAAGGCCGAGUUGAAGGCGGCAUUGGCUCGUGAAGCAUCCGCACAGCAGGCGCAGCCAGAAAGCCACCAACCAUCCGAUGCAGCCAGAAAGAACGAGCGGAGGGAUAUUCCUGUUGAGGAUGGCAUGCGAAACGGGAAUGGGGCCAUACCACCACAACGGCAACCAGGAGGCACGACUGUGCGUCAAAGCAAGACAAGUCCAAUCAAUUCUCAAUUCCCAGCUAUUCGGCGCCCCGAAGAUCCUCAAUAUGCACGUGCGGAGACUGCUAUUCCAUCAUCAGCCAAGAUGGGCAGUGUGCCGCGGCGGUCUGUUACAGUGAGCGGACCUGCAGCGAAACCAGGAGCUCCCGGCAAGAUCAGUCACAGUCGCUCUGUGUCUCAAGCAGGCCCUCGACAGGUGCCAGCCUCCGCCUUACGGGCAGAGACAACCGACGAGCUCCUAACAGCACCCCGAGAGCCCCAGGAUAGUCCUGAAUCACAGGCCAAGCCUAAGAAACAAUCCGUUUCCUUCAAUAUUCCGCCACCUACGCCUCCGCCCAUCUUUGAGUGGAGGAAUGCGCAGCCUGCUCGGCUUGGGGCUGCCGACUUUGACUUCCAACAACUUGAUAUGGAACGCAGCAAAGCUUGGUGGGAAGGUGGUGGUUCCAAAGACCGCAGGAAGAGCAGAGCUCUGCCUAAGAACUACAAAUCCCCUGCUCAGAAGUCGACAGGCGUGACUGAGCACAAGAAUUUCCAGCCUCGCCUCUUUUUGCGAUGUGGUCCUUUGCUGCGAUACACAGGUAUCAAGCGGGUCAGCGUUGAUGGAACCGGUGAUGUCAUUUACAAAGACAUAUGGCGAGGGUCUAUCAUGAUAGUAACCAAAGAUUCACGCUCCUCCUAUGACAUCCCACCCACGCUGAGACUAUUCUCUCAACCGAUGGAUCUUCUCCCUCCUCCGCCGGCGGAGAUCAGCCAUGAAGAUGGAAUGCAAUUGGCUCCUGAAUAUGUCGACCCGACAGCCGGGCUCAUGAAAGUUGGUCGCGACGGCCGACCUCUUUACGUUAAGCCAGUUGAACACGUUGAGGAGCAGGUCGACCUGUCAUUUGUGGAGAAUGAUGAUGGUAUUUACGAGCUCUCCCCCAGCAUGAUCGACUACACCAGCGAAGGCAUCAAACAGCCCAUGCCUUCAAAUCGAAUGCAUGCCAUCGAUGGCGAGACAGCAGGUCUGCGUCGAGACAUUCCAGGAGCCCGUCUGUACGCCGAUUCCGCAAGAGACGUCACCUUCUGGAGAUUCAACCUGGAGAUUGAACUAGGCACAACGCAGCAGCGAAUCGCCUAUCGGAUCAAUCAGGGCCCCGCCUUGGGAUUCUGGGUGCCCGCAGCCGGGGAGGCGAUGAACAUCAUGUUCCACACUGGAAACGGCUUCAGUCCCUCUGCGGACUCUGAUAAAGUCUGCGGGCCUGACCCGCUCUGGCGGGACAUCCUGAAUGAGCACCAGACUCGUCCGUUCCAUGUGAUGAUUGGUGGAGGCGAUCAAAUCUUCAACGACUCGGUCAUCACAGAGUCAACAUUCUUCCAGGAAUGGCUCAGAAUAAAAAACGCCGCUGAGAGAUAUGGGACACCAUUUACACCGGAGUUCCGUGCUGAGUUGGAACAGUUCUACCUCGAGCGCUAUGCUGCAUGGUUCUCGCAGGGUCUCUUUUCAUUGGCGAACUCCCAGAUCCCCAUGGUCAAUAUUUGGAAUGAUCAUGAAAUCUUCGAAGGCUUUGGUUCUUACCACGAUGAUUUCAUGCAGACUUCUGUUAUCUCCGGACUUGGCAAAAUUGCCUUCAAGUAUUAUUUGCUAUUCCAGCACCAUAGCGUCCCCGACGAAACCGAGAUGGACGAACCCAGUUGGCUACUCGGUGCUCAACCAGGUCCAUAUAUUGAACAGAAGAGCCGGAAUCUGUUCAUGUCCCUUGGUCACGGUGUUUCAUUCCUAGGACUUGACUGCCGCACUGAGAGAAGGAGCAACGAGGUUCUCAGCGAAGAAACCUGCGACUUGUUGUGGGACCGCUGCCAUAGGGAGAUUAUGAAAGGAGAGACAAAGCAUUUGAUUGUGCUUUCGAGCGUUCCCGUUGCAUACCCCCGAGUGGCAAUGCUCCGCAAGUUUACGAAUAGCCGCAAAUCACUCGGCAAGGCUACAGUUGCCGAUGACCACUGGGCUGGCAAGCACCUGAAGUCUGAAAGAACGUGGUUGGUAGAGGAUCUCCAGGACCUGGCUGCGGAGAAGUCCGUUCGUGUGACAAUACUCAGUGGUGAUGUUCAUAUGGCCGCAAUUGGACAGUUCUAUUCGAACCCCAAGCUGGAUAUCGCCAAGGACCACGACUAUCGAUACAUGCCGAACGUCAUUUCCUCUGCUAUUGCAAACAUCCCGGAGUCCGAUAUUGUUGCCGAUAUGCUCAACAAGCGGAAUACGGUCCAUCAUAUGGACUCGAACACAGACGAGGAUGCCAUCCCAGUCUUUGCCCAGGAUGUGAAUGGCAGGCCCCGAAACAACAAACGCUUGCUACCUCGCCGGAACUGGUGUUCAAUCCGUGAAUACAAGCCUGGAUCUACUCCGCCUGAUACGCCGGAUUCAGAGGUGACAGAAGUCCCAGAACCUCGGCCGAAUAAGUUGCAGCGAACAUUGUCGCUGGGACGAGGCGACAAGGGCUCUACUGGCAAACCCGGGAUCCUCAGACGCCUUUCCACCCGUGGACCACCCCCAACACGGACCAUGAGUUUCAACCGAGGCGACGAGGUUGCUUUCACACGACGUGCAAGCGUUGAUGGGCCAGUUCAGCCCCGCGAGAAUGGGGAUAGCUAUUUCCCAGGAGCUGGCGCCGGCACCGCUCCGCGGCCCGGUGUUUACCGGCGACCAACGAAUCUCAGCCGGAAAGCAGCCAAAAGAGCUGCCAAGGGCGACGAAGGCGCAGGCACCUUUAUCAACCUCGACGGCGGACUCGCUAUCACCCUCAACGUAGAGAUCAGCCCACAAGAUCCGUCGGGUGUUACCGCACCCUACAAACUGCUCGUGCCAGCACUGUACUAUGAUGGGACUGAAUAUGAUCCGCCCCCAACACAGAUUGUCAAGGGCUGGAGAAAGUUCCUACCCCGUCGCAAGACGAAUGACGGGGACCCCAUCCACACGCUGAAGCCGAAGAAGGAUUCAGUGAUGACGACGAACAAGGCGAUUACGAAGACCACGAUCUUAUCAAUAAUACCCGCGCGAACGCCGCAACUAGCCAGCAUCAACAACCACAACCACACUACGAGGGAUAUCCGGGAAGUGAGGACGAGGAUUCAGAGAGUGAGGUCCCACAACGACUACCACCACACAUGGUCUCUGGACACGAUUAUUCGCCCGGUCCUGAGGAGCCUAGCCGUCCACGAAAGAAGUGGUUCGGGGUGA
Molecule: messenger RNA, 4023 nt
Organism: Penicillium bovifimosum
Lineage: Eukaryota; Fungi; Ascomycota; Eurotiomycetes; Eurotiales; Aspergillaceae
Exons: 5
Coding region: 1-4023 (1340 amino acids)
Cellular component (GO): membrane
Source: RefSeq, a predicted model, not a curated record